Molecule: messenger RNA, 870 nt
Organism: Pangasianodon hypophthalmus (striped catfish)
Lineage: Eukaryota; Metazoa; Chordata; Actinopteri; Siluriformes; Pangasiidae
Gene: ecscr
Product: endothelial cell surface expressed chemotaxis and apoptosis regulator
Exons: 7
Coding region: 255-695 (146 amino acids)
Source: RefSeq, a predicted model, not a curated record
UCUCCCUCAAACCAAGAGUGGGCACAAUUACACUCACACACAGUCAGUCACCAGGAUACAACCACACUUUAUAUCGUCUUAUUCCUUAGCACAGGAAACAGUUUCUCUCUAGCUGUUCAUUGCCGUGGACUCAUUCACAUGUGCACACUUUAAAGCUUGACCGCUUUGUCUCUUGUAAUACAUAUCUAUGCCUGGUGACCUUUAAUAGUCAGCAUUUUCUAUAGGAACAUAACUAAAACUCUGUGGAUUAAGCCAUGGCUUUGCUCUUAUCUCCUUUCAUUGUCCUUUGCGUGUCUGUAUCGCUUGUUGCAGUUUCGCAAGACAAUAUCACUUCUUCUAGUGGCCUUAAUGUGACCCUUCCUCCCAGCUCACCAGAUGCUGGUGCUAAACCAACACAGACGCCAGACAACGGGCUUACCACGUUAGCCUUCGGUGUGAUGAGCUUCAUUCUCAUUUUGAUCAUUGUUAUGGUGAUCUUGGUAACAGCAGUUAACCUCAGAGGACGGUGCCAUAAUACAAAGGAAGAGGGUGUCAAAAGCUAUGGCUCUGUGAUAUCAGAAGGCCAUAUAAGCAACAUUGGAGAGAGAGAAAGCAUCAUGCUAGUUUCCAUGAGGACAAUAAACACAGACACUGACACAGAUUCACCACGGAUCUCCUCCAUUUACAGUACAGCACUGGACAAUGAAGACCAAUAGCUCAGAAUCAGAGUAGAACAGUGAACUCGAUUCACUGAAGCUGCCUUUUCAUUCUCCUUUACAGCAAUAACAGAUCAAAGUAUUAUUACAAUGACACAGUUCUAUGUUUUUGUACAGUUUGUCUCACAUCUGCAAAUAUUUAUGCAAAAUUAAAUGAUCACAAAGAAUAAGCUAA